Molecule: messenger RNA, 252 nt
Organism: Macrosiphum euphorbiae (potato aphid)
Lineage: Eukaryota; Metazoa; Arthropoda; Insecta; Hemiptera; Aphididae
Source: the annotation of a GenBank genome assembly
AUGGGUGGAGAUUUUGGACAGCUAAAAACUGACAUCCGUGGAGUUGUUACCACCAAAUUGUCUCCAUUUGAGCAGAAAGCAUUCAAAGGACUCUUUUCUCAUGGAGUUCCCAAUGCCAUUAAAAGGACAGCCUCUAAUAUACCAUACAUCGUUCCACCAAUGAUUAUUGGUUAUAUUGUCUACGAUUGGGCUGUGCAUGCCCAUCAUGAAAGUUUGAGGAAGAACCCUGCUGAUUUUGCCAAUGAUCAAUAA